GGUGUUAGGCUUUGACGGCACAAUGAGUUGCCCAUAUAACAAAACAGAAAUAAAAGGAAAAAAGGAAAAUCGAGGGUUGGCUAUAUAAAUUAUAGAUUUGGGAGUGGAAGAACAUGAUGGCGUCGAUGGAGAUUUAUCAGAGAAUCGUCAGAGAAACCAAACGGAGAAGAAAAGGAAGAAGAGAGUGGAAGAUUGAGAUCCCCAAUGAUGUCAUGGAAGAAAUCGUGAUGAGGCUUCCGGUGAGAUCGAUUAUGAGGUUCCAAGCGGUUUCAAAGCAUUGGGAAUCGGUGAUUAAGACAAGAGAUUUUGGGGCAAGACACAUGGCUAAUCAGAGAAGCAAGGAUCCUAAACUCAUGUUUGUCGGUUAUAGUUUUUAUAAUAUCUGUUUUGAUCAAAUGGACUUGGAAACGACUUCUCUUGAAGAAAGCCUCUGUUUUGAUAUUGAAGAGAUUAAUGGUCCUAUCGAGAUCUCCGAAUGCUGCGAUGGCCUUGUCUGCUUCUACUGCUUGACUCAAGCAGUGAAAGUGAUAAAUACGGCCACAGAAACGUUGUUGCCACCACUCCCCUUAGCAAAUUUUCAGCGUCUUCAUAAAGCCCAUCCAGACCCGGAUCUGGAGCGGGAUCUGAGACUUGAAGAUGAUGGUCAGCCUCCUGUUCCAGUUCCAUUCAUAUCAUUUACUAUGUUUGGAUUUGGGAAAGACAACGUCACAGGAAGAUAUAAGAUAGUGUGGCUCUAUAAUAUAUAUCCUGCUACAUUGAACAAGAAGAAGAAGACGAGAUGCGAGGUUUUCGAUUUAGAGGAACGGCGAUGGAGAUUCGUGACUACCAGAGCUCUUGAUCAUCACCACAUCUUGUCUAAUCAGAGGCCACCGUGUGCAAACGGAUCAUUGUACUGGCUCACGGGGGAUGAACAAGGAUACCCAUCAACACAAACCAAGCUCAUAGUUUUCGAUAUUCAUACAGAGAUGUUUCAAGUCACCUCAACACCACCU
Messenger RNA from Brassica oleracea var. oleracea, 992 nucleotides. Its product is annotated as putative F-box protein At2g02030. The transcript has a single exon. Gene Ontology annotation, molecular function: protein binding. NCBI's taxonomy places the organism in Eukaryota, Viridiplantae, Streptophyta, Magnoliopsida, Brassicales, Brassicaceae. The annotation marks the transcript as partial. The record is from RefSeq and is a predicted model, not a curated record.